Messenger RNA from Cordyceps fumosorosea ARSEF 2679, 555 nucleotides. RefSeq names its product serine/threonine-protein kinase Sgk2. The record is from RefSeq and is a predicted model, not a curated record. The coding region runs from base 1 to 555 and encodes 184 amino acids. Lineage: Eukaryota; Fungi; Ascomycota; Sordariomycetes; Hypocreales; Cordycipitaceae. The transcript has a single exon.
AUGCACGGAAGAAAUAGAAAAACUUCUUUAGAAAUCGCACCCCUGGUCUGCGCGAUUACUUCUUCCCUCGGCAGACCCCUCCAUACGUUGCAGUCUGUUGUCGAACUGCUGCAAGUGUUUCGGGACGCCAUCAAGUGUCAUCAGUCGCUCUACUACGAUGCCAGAAUUCUCCACCGCAAUAUUUCGCCUGGGAAUAUCGUCAUGGUAGAUCACCACCAUAAAGGACAGCCGAAGGGAAUUUUAAUCGACCUCGAUUCCGCCAUCAACCUUGACGAGCCAUAUGAAGCAGACUUUGAAAUUACUGUCACCAGGUCAUUCAUGGCAAUCGGGGUGCUGAGAAACGAACCCCAUACUUGCCGACAUGACCUGGAGUCUUUUCUCUAUGUCCUCCUAUGGACGGUAAUAACGAACCGCGCCGAGGCUCCGCCUGAGGGAAGCAGGCUUUGGCAAUGGAGCAAUGGCGACUGGGAGGAAUUGGCUGGACGCAAGUCCCUGGACAUGGCCGGCGAAAACAUUGGAGACAUUUUGGGCGAGUUCGGCAGCCAAUUCGAUUAA